This is a messenger RNA of Olea europaea var. sylvestris, 849 nucleotides long. RefSeq lists its product as uncharacterized. Bases 1 to 849 code for a protein of 282 amino acids. The record is from RefSeq and is a predicted model, not a curated record. Lineage: Eukaryota; Viridiplantae; Streptophyta; Magnoliopsida; Lamiales; Oleaceae. The transcript has a single exon.
AUGUCCUUAUCAAAGACCCCACCACAGACAGUGACCGAACUCCUUACCCGAGCUGAAAAAUACAUUAAUAUGGAGGAAAUGCUGAAUCCAAGGAGAUCUGGUCCUUUCCAUGAAAAGGCCGAGAACAAGAAGCAAUAUGAUCCCGUUUCCCAACCAGAGCAUCCUCGAGAAAAGCGCAAGAAUGAAGGGCCAUCAGGGCCUUUCACUCGGUUGAACACCUCCAAGGCAAAUAUCUUAAUGGAGAUCAAAGAUACGAAAGAGUUAAAGUGGCCUUCAAGAAUGAAGUCACCCCCUGACACAAGAGAUAGGAGCAAGUAUUGUGAAUUUCAUCGAGAUCAUGGGCAUAUCACAGAGGAUUAUCAAGCAUUGCAGUGGGAAAUUGAAACCCUCAUUAAAAGAGGGCUCUUAAAGAAUUAUAUUGGUUAUGAUAAACGCCCGAGGAAUGAUCGUGACAAUCGGAAAGAGCCUGGAGCCGGAAGCAGUGUUCAACCCAUUGUCGAGACCAUUAAUAUUGUCAUUGGAGGCAUAGCAUCUGGAGGAGAUACAAGUAGUGGGAUAAAACAAUAUGCCGGCCAACAUGCUCAUACCUCAAGGGAAUCCUGUGAUAAACUCGAAGACAUUACCUAUGGGACAAGAGAUUUGGAAGGAGUAUCAUAUCCUCAUGACGAUGCACUGGUUGUCUCUGCAAUUGUGGCUAACUUUGAAGUAAAGAUGAUUCUAAUUGAUAAUGGAAGUGCAGCAAACAUACUAUCACAGGAGGCUUUUGCUAAAACGAGGAUCUCUCCCAAACAGCUCAAAGCAGUAAAAGCUCCUCUACAGGGAUUUGGUGGUGGAGUAAUUAUCCCGUAG